Molecule: messenger RNA, 1959 nt
Organism: Neoarthrinium moseri
Lineage: Eukaryota; Fungi; Ascomycota; Sordariomycetes; Amphisphaeriales; Apiosporaceae
Exons: 6
Coding region: 1-1959 (652 amino acids)
Biological process (GO): nucleotide catabolic process
Cellular component (GO): cytosol
Molecular function (GO): hydrolase activity
Source: RefSeq, a predicted model, not a curated record
AUGAAGACCAUCAACUCCAUCGCUACCUUGAUCGCCUUUGCAACAAGCAGUCUGGCAUGCGGUGGUUGCUACGGACCCACAACUCAUGUCGAGCAUGUUCGACAUGUCAAGCGUAUGCAGCCCAGUGCUUCAAAUGCGUCAUACGGACCGACGCGUGAGCUCGAAUGGGGUCAAUUGAACUUCUUACACACCACCGAUACCCAUGGGUGGCUAGAAGGACACCUGAAGGAGGGCAAUUAUGGGGCGGAUUGGGGGGAUUUUGUUUCUUUCUCCAAGUACAUGAAACAAAAGGCCAGAGAGAUCGGCGUGGAUCUUCUCCUAGUUGACACUGGUGACCUCCACGACGGUGCUGGCUUGAGUGACGCUACAACUCCUGAUGGCGCAGUCUCAAACAAUGUUUUUGAGAAAGUUGACUACGAUCUUCUCACUAUAGGCAACCAUGAGCUUUACGUAGCUGAAGUUGCUUAUCAGACAUUCUCCCAGUUCUCAAAGUUCUGGGGCGACAAGUAUCUGACAUCCAAUGUUCAGAUCUUGAACAACGAGACUAAUGAAUGGGAAUUCAUUGGGCAGAAGUAUAAAUACUUCACUACAGAGCAUGGCCUCCGCAUCAUGGCCUUUGGAGUUCUAUUUGACUUUAAGGGCAAUGCCAACAUAUCAAAAGUCAUCCAUGCCGAUACUUUGGUGGCUCAAGACUGGUUCCAGGAUGCUGUCAACUACACAGAACCUGUAGACUUGUUCCUGGUUCUUGGUCACAACCCAGCACGGGUUGGCCAGAGCUCCGGGAGCACGUUCGGUAUAAUCCAUGAUGCCAUCCGAAAGGCUCACCCAAGGACCCCAGUCCAAUUCUUCGGAGGCCACAGCCACAUUCGAGACUUCGCCGUCCUGGAUGAUAGCACCACUUCGCUCGAAUCUGGUCGUUACUGCGAAACUUUGGGAUGGCUGAGCAUGAGCGGCUUUACGAAGUGCAGCAGCGGGUGGAGAAGCACAUCAAAUCCCAAGGGCGUGCCCAAUCCUUCCCGCAAAGCAACAGUCAACUCUACUUCUCCAUACAAGUAUGCGCGAAGAUAUUUGGACUGGAACCGUGCGACCUUUGAUUUCCACGCCGUGAGCGGAAAGCACGAGGCAUCAUUCGACACGCCUCUUGGUGAAGAGACGACUUCGGCGAUCACCACGUACCGUGAGCAGCUCAACUUGAACAAAAUCUACGGGUGUGCCCCUCAGAGCUACUGUAUGACUUGUACGGAUUUCAACAGUACCGGAAACAUCUAUCCACUGCUUGCGAACGCACUGGCCACAGUUGUUGUCAACGAGACCCGAAAAGAGAUUCCCAGGUACAUCAUUGCCAACACUGGGAGUAUUCGAUUUGAUCUGUACAAAGGCCCAUUCACCUACGACGACUUCUUUAUCGUAUCGCCUUUCACUGACGUGUUCAUGUACGUUCCCGACGUUCCGUGUAGCUUGGCCAGCUCCGUACUGGGUAGGCUAAACAAGGCUGGUGCCAACGAGAAACGCAACUUGGGCUACAUGCCGAUCGAGCGGGACAUCUGCGUUGAUCCAAUCACCGCCCCCCUGGGUGCCAGAGACGUCUUCGACCACGUCCAUAGUGAUGCGGCUGUGACACGACGACAGGUCGUCGAUUUGGUUGCAGGCUACACCACCAAAGAUGAUUUUGGAACAGAUGGUGACGACACUGCACACAGCGAGAUCCCUCACUAUAGUGUUCCCGAUUUCUUCCAGGGCGAAGGCGGCUUCGAUGAGGGCGGGUGCUCGGGCACGGCUGAUUUGAUCUUCCUUGACUUUAUUCAAAGCGAUGUUCUCGCCAUCCUAGGGUCAGGUUAUAGCGCCAGCGACGUGGGCUACUAUAUUAACUCCACAUUCACAACCCGGGAUUACUUACCUCUAUUCGUCGAGCAGUCCGAUCUCUUCCAAUCAGGGAUGCCCAACUGCACAACCUCAUAG